AUGGGCUCCCGAGAGCUUGUCUCUGAACACCAGCUUCCUCGAGAAUGCACUGAGCACGCUCUCGUCCUCUCGCUCUUCGGAUGCCACAGCGAUGAGAUGAGAUGCAUCUUUUGUUUCAAGAGCUCUCCGGCAUGUGUCAUCUGCUCGGCAAUCAGCAGAGCCUCUACAACGCCUCAACAACGACGCUCCCUCGAGCAUCCCUGGUUCAUCCUUCGCCUGUCCUUUGCAUCUGUUCAGGUUGAAGGUGUCCUUGCGCAAGUGGCACGAUUGGCUCCGCAACAACCUGCUACACAGCGUACAUGUACUCUCAUCAAUGGGUCCGCCGCGGCUCCCCUCCCUUCUCCGUCGCUUGACUGCUGCUGCGACGUCGUCCUGGAGAAGAUUGCUAAACUCUUAGCACAAGCGGAAGAGACUUCCCCCUCCGAUGUUCGAGUUUGCGCCUGUGUCCGGACCAUUUUCUGGUCUGUCGCGCUCGUGGCGGCUGCCUUGCAGAUUUUCGGUCUCUACGUGUGGUGGACUGAGCAGGAUGAGGAAGAUCGACAUGUUCAUGAGGAGUAG
Messenger RNA from Penicillium cataractarum, 558 nucleotides. RefSeq lists its product as uncharacterized. The record is from RefSeq and is a predicted model, not a curated record. Bases 1 to 558 code for a protein of 185 amino acids. NCBI's taxonomy places the organism in Eukaryota, Fungi, Ascomycota, Eurotiomycetes, Eurotiales, Aspergillaceae. The transcript is spliced from 3 exons.